This is a messenger RNA of Zingiber officinale, 5724 nucleotides long. RefSeq names its product callose synthase 5-like. The record is from RefSeq and is a predicted model, not a curated record. Lineage: Eukaryota; Viridiplantae; Streptophyta; Magnoliopsida; Zingiberales; Zingiberaceae. Gene Ontology annotation, cellular component: plasma membrane; 1,3-beta-D-glucan synthase complex. Gene Ontology annotation, molecular function: 1,3-beta-D-glucan synthase activity. The transcript is spliced from 40 exons. Gene Ontology annotation, biological process: (1->3)-beta-D-glucan biosynthetic process. The coding region runs from base 370 to 5532 and encodes 1720 amino acids.
GGUACGAAGAUCUUGGUUGAAGGUCAUGGCUUAAUCUUGAGUUCAACGUCUCAGGAUAACACGCCGAGUCUUGCUAAUAGAGUGAAAAAGAGCGAUGCGCGAGAAAUCGAGAGCUUUUACCAGCAGUACUAUGAGCGUUACGUUCGUUCUCUGGACGAAAGGGAGCAAGCAGACAGAGAUCAAAUCGGGAAAGCUUAUCAAACUGCAAGUGUCCUUUUUGAAGUCCUUUGUGCUGUUAACAAGACUGAGAAAGGCGAAGAAGUCGCGCCAGAGAUCAUUGCUGCUGCCAGAGAUGUCCAGGAAAAGACAGAAAUUUAUGUACCUUAUAACAUCCUUCCCUUGGAUGCCGCCGGUUCUUCACAAUGCAUCAUGCAGCUUGAAGAGAUUAGAGCAGCUGUCGCAGCCCUGAAGAACACACGAGGUUUGAAUUGGCCUUCUGUUGAUAAACAAAAACAGAAAACAGGAGAAUUGGAUCUACUUGAUUGGUUAAGAGUCACGUUUGGGUUUCAGAGAGACAAUGUAAGGAAUCAAAGAGAACACUUGACUUUGCUCCUUGCCAAUGUUCACAUAAGGCUAUCGCCGAAGCCAGAACCUCUUACCAAGUUGGACGAACGUGCUGUGGAUGCAGUUAUGAACAAAAUAUUCAAGAACUACAAAUCAUGGUGUAAAUUCUUGGGGAAGAAACAUAGCUUACGGCUUGCACAAGGUUUACAACCACAAGAAAUUCAGCAGAGAAAGAUUCUCUAUAUGGGUUUGUUUCUCCUUAUUUGGGGUGAAGCUGCGAACAUUCGCUUUAUGCCAGAGUGCUUGUCCUAUAUAUUCCACAACAUGGCAUAUGAGCUACAUGGACUAUUGGGAGGCAAUGUCAGUGUUGUGACAGGAGAGAAUGUUAGGUCUUCAUAUGGAGGAGAUGAUGAAGCAUUCUUGAAGAAAGUAAUCAGCCCAAUUUAUCGUGUCAUAGAAAAGGAAGCUCAGAAAAGCAAUAAUGGAAAUGCCCCACAUUCAGCUUGGUGCAAUUAUGAUGAUCUCAACGAGUACUUCUGGUCCACUGAUUGCUUUUCUUUGGGCUGGCCCAUGAGAGAUGAUGGAGAGUUCUUCAAAUCUAUACGGGAAUCAAGGUCUGCAGUCCAGGGACGCUCAUCUAGGAAAGUGCCUAACAAAAGCAUGGGGAAGGAAAAUUUUGUUGAGACUAGAACAUUUUGGAAUAUCUUUCGAAGUUUUGAUCGCAUGUGGACAUUCUACACAAUUGCAUUACAGGCAAUGAUAAUUGUGGCUUGGAGUGGUUACCCACUGACACAGAUUUUUCAGGAAGAUAUGUUGUACCCAAUAUCUAGCAUUUUCAUAACAGCAGCAAUUUUACGCCUGCUUCAAAGUAUUCUUGAUCUUGUUCUUAAUUUCCCUGGCUACCACAGAUGGAAAUUUACUGAUGUCUCGAGAAAUGUCCUCAAGAUAUUAGUGAGUCUUGCAUGGGCCAUAAUCCUUCCUCUAAGCUAUACAGAUUCUGCAUGGAUAAAGUUGCCCUGGAAUAACAUUGGGCAAUACCUACAUCAGCUAAAUGGCAUACCACCUCUAUAUAUUGCGGCUGUGCUAUUAUAUUUGUUGCCUAAUGUCUUAAAUGGAUUUUUAUUCCUAUUUCCUAUGCUUCGAAGAUGGAUGGAGAAUUCAGAUUGGGGUGUCGUCCGGAUGCUCCUAUGGUGGUCUCAACCAAUGAUUUAUGUUGGGCGUGGUAUGCAUGAAAGUCAAUUUGCACUGUUCAAGUACACAUUGUUUUGGGUGUUGCUGCUAUCUUCCAAGUUUGCAUUUAGUUAUUAUAUGCAGAUCCAACCUCUUGUGAACCCCACAAAGGACAUUAUCAAUGUUCAUGAUAUACAUUUUGUGUGGCAUGAGUUUUUCCCCAAUGCCCGUGGCAACUAUGGUGCUAUUAUUUCACUUUGGGCUCCUGUGGUAUUGGUUUAUUUUAUGGAUACUCAAAUUUGGUAUGCAAUUUUCUCAACAUUAAGUGGAGGUUUCUCUGGAGCAUUUGGUCGACUUGGAGAGAUUCGAACACUAAGCAUGCUGAGAUCACGGUUUUAUUCAUUGCCUGGGGCUUUCAACACAUGCCUUGUACCAUCUGAGAAAGUUCGUAACAAGGGAUUCUCUUUCUCGAAGCGCUUUGCUGAGGCCUCUCCGAAUAAGAGAACUGAAGCAGCAAAAUUUGCUCAGCUAUGGAAUGAAGUAAUAUGUAGCUUUCGGGAGGAAGACCUUAUAAGCGAUAGGGAAAUGGAUCUUUUGCUAGUUCCUUACUCAUCAGAUCCCAGCUUGAAGGUAAUACAAUGGCCACCGUUCCUGCUAUCUAGCAAGAUACCAGUAGCAUUGGAUACGGCUGCCCAGUUUCAAGCAAAGGAUGUUGAUCUAUGGAAACGUAUCUGUGCUGAUGAUUACAUGAAAUGCGCUGUUAUUGAGUGCUAUGAGUCCUUUAAGCUUGUCCUUAACCUUCUUGUAGUCGGGGAGAAUGAGAAAAGGAUUAUUGGUAUCAUUAUUAAAGAAAUUGAAGCUAACAUUGCAAAGAAUACAUUUCUUAGCAAUUUUAGAAUGAGCGCCCUACCAACACUAUGUAAGAAGUUUGUGGAACUUCUGGAUAUCUUGAAAGAGGGUGAUGCAGCUAAACUUGAUACAGUUGUUUUAUUGCUGCAAGACAUGCUAGAAGUAGUCUCCCGUGAUAUGAUGGUUAAUGAGAUCCAUGAGUUAGUUGAGCUGGGGCAUGGUAAUAGAGAUUCAGUUCCUCGAAGACAACUUUUUGCUGGCACAGGUUCAAAACCUGCAAUAGUGUUUCCCCCUGUACUCACCCCACACUGGGAAGAACAGAUUAAGCGGCUUUACCUCCUAUUGACAGUAAAGGAAUCUGCAAUUGAUGUUCCCACAAACCUUGAAGCUCGUAGAAGAAUAGAAUUUUUCUCAAAUUCUUUAUUUAUGGACAUGCCUCGUGCUCCUAGAGUUCGUAAAAUGUUGUCAUUCAGUGUAAUGACUCCAUACUACAGUGAGGAGACUGUGUUUUCAAAAAGUGAUUUGGAUUUGGAGAAUGAAGAUGGUAUCUCUAUAAUCUUUUACCUGCAAAAGAUCUAUCCAGAUGAAUGGAACAAUUUUAUGGAGAGAAUCAAUUGCAAACGAGAAAGUGAGGUUUGGUCAAAUGAAGAAAAUGUUUUGCAACUUCGUCAUUGGGCUUCUCUUAGAGGACAAACACUUUCUAGAACUGUGAGAGGCAUGAUGUACUAUCGCAGAGCUUUGAAGCUCCAGGCUUUUCUGGACAUGGCUCAAGAGAGUGAGAUACUUGAGGGUUAUAAAGUAGUAACCGAUCCUACAGAGGAAGAAAAGAGGAGCCAAAGGUCAUUGUGUGCUCAACUUGAGGCUAUAGCAGAUAUGAAAUUCACAUAUGUUGCGACAUGCCAAAUUUAUGGCAAUCAAAAACGGUCUGGAGAUCGGCGUGCAACAGACAUUUUGAACUUGAUGGUUAACUACCCUUCCCUUCGUGUUGCAUAUAUUGAUGAAGUUGAAGAAAGAGAUGGUGACAAGGUUCAGAAGGUACACUACUCUGUGCUGGUAAAAGCUGUCGACAACCAUGAUCAGGAAAUAUACAGGAUAAAACUACCAGGGCCAGCAAAGAUAGGUGAAGGGAAACCAGAAAAUCAAAAUCAUGCAAUAAUCUUCACUCGUGGUGAAGCUCUUCAGGCCAUUGAUAUGAAUCAAGAUAAUUAUCUAGAGGAGGCAUUUAAAAUGCGCAAUCUUCUGGAAGAAUUUAAUGAAGACCACGGGCUACGCCAGCCUACCAUCCUUGGUGUCCGUGAGCAUAUUUUCACAGGAAGUGUUUCAUCUUUGGCAUGGUUUAUGUCAAAUCAGGAAACAAGUUUUGUGACAAUUGGACAAAGAGUCCUUGCAAGCCCCUUGAAAGUUCGGUUCCAUUAUGGACACCCAGAUGUGUUUGAUAGAAUCUUUCACAUAACUAGAGGUGGCAUCAGUAAGGCAUCUCGAGGGAUCAAUUUAAGUGAAGAUAUAUUUGCUGGCUUUAACUCAACCUUAAGGCGUGGAAAUAUCACCCAUCAUGAAUAUAUCCAGGUUGGAAAAGGUCGUGAUGUUGGACUUAACCAAAUCUCCCUGUUCGAAGCAAAAGUGGCUUGUGGUAAUGGAGAGCAGAUACUUAGCAGAGAUAUCUAUCGCUUAGGGCAUCGUUUUGACUUUUUCCGAAUGCUGUCAUGUUAUUUUACAACCGUUGGAUUCUACAUCAGCUCGAUGUUGGUCGUGAUCAUAGUUUAUGCCUUCUUGUAUGGAAGACUCUACUUGUCACUGAGUGGGAUGGAGGAUGCUAUUAUGACUCAGGCAAGGAAGAGAGGCAAUACUGCUUUGGAGUCAGCAAUGGCAUCUCAGUCAGUGGUUCAAUUAGGUUUGCUAAUGGCUUUACCAAUGAUAAUGGAGAUUGCACUAGAAAGAGGUUUCAGGACUGCCCUUGGCGAUUUCAUCAUAAUGCAGCUUCAGCUUUGCUCUGUGUUCUUCACAUUCUCCCUAGGAACAAAGUCUCAUUACUUCGGAAGAACAGUGCUGCAUGGUGGAGCUAAAUACAGAGCCACAGGAAGAGGAUUCGUUGUCCGGCAUGUUAAGUUCGCUGAGAAUUAUAGGAUGUAUUCAAGGAGCCACUUUGUUAAAGGGUUGGAGCUGAUGAUAAUGCUGAUAGUUUAUCAGAUCUAUGGUUCAGUGGCUACUGAUUCGAUGGCUUAUAUUCUUCUGACAUCAUCAAUGUGGUUCCUAGUUGGUACAUGGCUUUUUGCACCAUUCCUUUUCAACCCCUCAGGCUUCGAAUGGCAAAAGAUAGUGGAAGACUGGGAUGACUGGAGCAAAUGGAUAAACAGUUGGGGUGGAAUUGGUGUGCCAGCAAACAAGAGUUGGGAAUCUUGGUGGGAUGAAGAACAAGAACAUUUGCAGUCAACCGGUUUGUUAGGGAGGUUCUGGGAAAUAGUGCUCUCUCUGCGGUUCUUCAUUUUCCAAUACGGCAUCGUGUAUCAUCUUCAUGUUUCAAAUGGCGACACAAACAUCAUAGUGUAUGGAUUGUCCUGGUUCGUGAUUGCAGCGGUAUUUUUGAUACUGAAGGUGGUGUCGAUGGGGAGGCUGAAGUUUAGCGCAGAUUUCCAGCUCUUGUUCCGGCUGCUUAAGUUGCUACUUUUCAUUGGAUUUGUGGGAACUCUGAGCAUUCUCUUCAUCUUCCUCAAUCUCACUGUAGGAGACAUCUCUUGCAGCAUCCUCGCUUUCAUGCCUACUGGUUGGGCUUUGCUUCAGAUUUCACAGUCACUGAGGCCAGUGGUGAAGGGGCUGGGAUUGUGGGGCUCCGUCAAAGCGUUGGCCAGGGGUUACGAGUACGUGAUGGGGCUGGUGAUCUUCGCGCCGGUGGCCGUCCUUGCCUGGUUCCCGUUCGUGUCGGAGUUCCAGACAAGGCUACUGUUCAACCAGGCCUUCAGCCGAGGGCUGCAAAUAUCACGUAUUUUGGCCGGAGGGAAGAAGCACAGCUGAGCUGAGCCCGUCGUUCCAAUGUGCCGUCAGUCAUUCACACGUGUACACCAAAAUGUACUCGAUUCAGUGCAUGCAAAAUUCUGCGACUGAAGCUUCCCUUCUUCAAUAAACUCGAUGACAUUUUUUCUAUUGUUUUCCAAACCAUCAUAGAGUUUAUGAAUUUUACCAAUGACCCAAUUGUGGAUGUCAAUU